Molecule: messenger RNA, 2088 nt
Organism: Spizellomyces punctatus DAOM BR117
Lineage: Eukaryota; Fungi; Chytridiomycota; Chytridiomycetes; Spizellomycetales; Spizellomycetaceae
Product: asparagine synthase (glutamine-hydrolyzing)
Exons: 7
Coding region: 78-1847 (589 amino acids)
Cellular component (GO): cytosol
Molecular function (GO): asparagine synthase (glutamine-hydrolyzing) activity
Source: RefSeq, a predicted model, not a curated record
CUUGUCGCGCUGCGAGAUAAAGGGUGCGGUUCUUGGUCUCAUCCCCAUCACUUUUAUUUUUCUUUUUUGACAUCAAGAUGUGUGGGAUAUUUGCCGUGUUUGGCUGUGGCCAGGAUACUGAUUCUUUCCGCCCUCGUGCGGUGCAACUAAGCAAAAAGGUUCGCCAUCGUGGACCUGACUGGAGUGGGGUCAAAGUCUGUGGGAACAACAUUAUCUGCCACGAGCGAUUGGCUAUCGUUGGUGUCGAGAGUGGAGCCCAACCGCUCACUAACGAGGACGGAUCCAUCAUCUUGACCGUCAACGGAGAGAUUUACAACCAUGUUACGCUACGUAAGCUAUUGAAAAAGCCUCACAAGUUCCAGACCAACUCGGAUUGUGAGAUCAUUUUGCACUUGUACGAUGAGAUGGGCGUGGAGCUCUUGAACCACCUCGACGGAAUGUACAGUUUCGUACUUUACGAUCAAAAGAAGGAUCUGUACAUCGCUGCUCGCGACCAUGUCGGCAUUACCACUUUGUAUCAAGGCUGGCGCAAUGAAGACAACUCUGUGUGGUUUGCAUCCGAGAUGAAAUGCCUGAACGAAGAUUGCGAUCGUAUUAUCGCCUUCCCACCAGGUCACUACUACAACAGCAAAACCGGAGAAACCAUCCAAUACUACAAGCCAGAGUGGUAUGGACACAUUGCUGCGGGAUAUCCUAGCCUUGACGAUGAGGAAAAAGCAUUGUCACCUGAGCAGGACAAAGAGAUGUACACGGCCCUUAGAACGGCACUGGAGAAAUCUGUCAAGAAGCGACUCAUGAGUGAAGUGCCCUAUGGUGUGCUGUUGAGCGGCGGCCUAGACUCGAGUCUGAUCGCUUCGAUCGCGGUGAGACAAAGACGUAUGGAGGAGUCAGGAUCAGUGAGCUCCAACGAAGAGGAUGAUGAUGAUGACAUCAAAUCUGCAUUUUCUUCAUCAUCUGCAUUCCCUCGUCUCCACUCCUUCUCUAUUGGUCUCCCGGGAUCGCCUGAUCUUAAAGCUGCCCAGCGAGUCGCUGCGUUCCUUGGAACUGUACAUCAUGGCUUCACAUUCACUGUCCAAGAAGGUCUGGAUGCAAUCGAAGAAGUGAUUGAGCACUUGGAAACAUACGACGUGACGACGGUCCGUGCUAGUACUCCAAUGUACCUUUUAUCCCGAAAGAUCAAAGCCAUGGGCGUGAAAAUGGUCCUCAGUGGAGAGGGCUCAGAUGAGAUCUUUGGAGGAUAUCUAUAUUUCCACAGCUCCCCGUCAGCACAAGCACUUCACCAUGAAUGCAUCACCCGUAUUCAGAACCUUCACACAUCUGACUGUCUUCGCGCCAACAAGGCAACCAUGGCGUGGGGUCUUGAAGCCCGCGUCCCCUUCCUUGACAAAGCAUUCCUCGACGUUGCCAUGCUGCAAGUUCCCGCCAACCAUAAACUCUCCCGUCGCGCACCGUACAAUCAUGAAAUUGAGAAAUAUGUGAUUCGUAAGGCGUUUGAUAACCCCGAAGAUCCUUAUCUACCCGACGACAUUCUCUGGCGCCAAAAGGAACAGUUCUCAGAUGGUGUCGGAUACUCUUGGAUUGACUCUUUGAAAGACAAUGCUGACAGCAAGGUGUCAGAUGAGGACUUUGCAAAAGCCACAGAGCGCUUUCCCCACGACACUCCCACGACAAAGGAAGCAUAUUGGUAUAGGGAAAUCUUUGAGCAGAAGUUCCCACAAAAGGCGUGUUUGGAGAGUGUAGUCAGAUGGAUUCCGAGAAAAGACUGGGGUUGUCCCGAGGAUCCCUCUGGUCGUGCCCAGAAGGCUCACAAUGCAGCCUACGAGAAGGCGGCCAAUGGUACUCAUUAAAUGUCUGACAUGAUGGAUGUAGAUAGAGAAUGACGGAGUCUUGGAUCUGGGAUUUUCUCCAUACUCCUGCAACUAUAUGCGAAAGUGACGGUGAAUCACGAUUUAUAUACAUUUGCUGUACAUUCUGUUUACAAAUCAGUCACGUCUUGCUUCAAGUUUCGUUUUUCACUUGCGACCUGUUUGAAACAUACAUGAUACAUAAAUGUGAAUAUGAAUACCUUGCAAAAAGGAGGGGAACGAC